GACGUCCUGAAAAUGGUCAGGGGGACACUUACCCAGCUGCCUCCGCGGUCCAGUGUUUGGAUAAGCGACCAUCCCUGGCUAGACAUACCCAAUAUCAUGCACUGGCAUCUGAUGGGCAAGAAGAGCACAGAUACUCAGAUGCAGCCUGAAGAGAGGGACAGAGAUACGGCUCCGUUUGCUGCAUCCUCAACUGGAGGCAGAGAACUGGACAGGACACUGGGGCCAUCCUCUCCCUUCUGGGCUUUGAUCAGAACCUUGCUGACCACAGAACAGGACGAGGUGCCAGUCAACCAAAACAUAAAGCACAUCCAGAAAAUGCUGGAAGAAAGAAGGCAGAUGGAUGAACAGAGGGAGCUCUACAGACAUGUACAAGAGGUGGCAGACUGGUUGUUACAGGCUUUGGUAAGGAAGCAGAGCAACUCCAGCUAGAUACCAGGCUCAAAGGUUUGCCCUGAUGCAGAGACAAUGUGUGCUAUCAGACGUUUCCUUUUCUUUGGACACCUCCUUGAAGUCAAGCUUGAGAGGGAAAUACAACAUAUUAAAUAAUAAUAAUAUAUAUAAUACAUAAUAUUUCAGGCUGAUUGUAUGUAUUACAUAAAUAAAGUCCUAGGUUAUAUUUUUGUAUGUGGACCCCUUCCUGUUAACAGUAACUAUAUACUUACUGUUUUAUAUGAAUUUAUCAACUGGCAUUAACUUACAAC
Sardina pilchardus (European sardine) is the source of this 701-nucleotide messenger RNA. RefSeq lists its product as uncharacterized. Bases 13 to 429 code for a protein of 138 amino acids. Lineage: Eukaryota; Metazoa; Chordata; Actinopteri; Clupeiformes; Clupeidae. The record is from RefSeq and is a predicted model, not a curated record. The transcript has 3 exons.